AUGGAUGUUGUUGGGGAGGUUGUUCUUUCUACUUUUCUUGAGGGUGUGUUGGAUAAGUUGCUUUCUUUGGACUUCUUGAACUUUAUAAGGGGAGGGGAGCUCAAUAAGCCCCUGGAGAAGUUGAAGUUAAUAUUACCCUUUGUUGCUACAGUUGUGAAUGAUGCAGAGGAAAAGCGAUUUGAGAAGCCUGUUAAUGGAGCUUGGCUGAAGCAGCUCAAACAUGUGGUUUACGAUGCAGAGGAUGUGUUGGAUGAGAUUGCAUUCAAAGCAAUGGAAGAUCAGCUGGAACCCAAGUCUCAGAUCAAUAGAAAGGUAUGGGAUGUCUUCUCUAAAUGUCGCAAGAUAAUUUCUGAUACUGUAUGUGGGUUUAAGGAGGGGACAGAAUCCAAAAUUAAUAGAAUCGUUGAUACAUUAGAAUACCUUGUAAAUCAAAAAGAUGUUAUUGGUUUGAGUGAUACUGUUGGGGGGAGUUCAUCUCGAGCAGGACAAAGACUAGAGACAACUUCCUUAUUGAGUGAGCCUCGUGUUUUUGGUAGAAAUGAUGAUAGAGAGAAGAUCAUUCGAAUGUUGGUAUCUGAUGAAAAUGUUAGUUCUAAUGGUGUCUGCGUAAUACCCAUUGUUGGAAUGGGAGGGGUUGGCAAGACAACCCUUGCUCAAUUUGUCUACAAUGACCAUAUGGUGAAGGAGCAUUUCGACUUGAAGGUGUGGGUUUGUGUGUCUGAUCGAUUUGAUGUCAAAAAGCUAACUAAGACUAUACUUGAGUCAAUUAGCCCGGACACUCGUGUAGCAAAUGAUUUGAAUAGUCUACAAGUGAAUCUGCAGGAGAAAUUGUCUGGCAAGAAGUUCCUCCUCAUUCUAGAUGAUGUAUGGAACGAGGAUUAUGAUCAAUGGAUUGCCUUUCGAAAGCCUUUUAUAACUGGUUUACAAGUUUCCAAGAUUUUGAUAACUACAAGGAAUGUGGGUGUUUCAUCAAUCAUGCGCACUGUCCCCGACCACUAUGUUGAGCAAUUGCCAGAAGAAGAUUGCUGGUCGUUGCUUAGGCAACAUGCAUUUGAGAAUGAAUCUAGCAUAAAUCCACAGCUGGAGUUCAUUGGCAAGAAAAUUGUGAGAAAAUGCAAAGGUUUGCCCUUGGCAGUAUCCAUAAUCGGUGGUCUUUUGCGAUCCAAAACUAAUAUUGACAAUUGGGAAGAUUUAUUGAACAGCAAAUUCUGGUCCAUAUCUGACAGUAGGGGAAUUCUACCCGCUUUAAGCUUGAGCUAUCUUCAUCUCCCUGCUGCUUUGAAACAAUGCUUUGUCUACUGCUCAAUAUUUCCAAAAGAUUAUGAAUUUAAAGUGGAUGAGUUGGUAUUGCUAUGGAUGGCAGAAGGUUUUAUUCCGCAGCUGAAGGGAGUGAGACUAGAAGACAUGGCUAGAAGAUACUUCCUCGACCUGUUAUCAAGGUCAUUUUUUCAGCAUUCAGUGACCUGCAAAUCAGGGUUCAAAAUGCAUGAUCUUGUUCAUGAUCUAUCUAAAUCUCUUUCUGAAGGGAUGUGUUUUAGGAUGGAAGAUAUGUUUGAAGCUGAACAGCACUAUCCAAUUCCUGAAAAUGCUCGCCAUUUGUCAUACGUUCCUGAUUAUUAUGAACCAUUCACAAAAUUUGGGGCCUUGGGAAAAACUGAGACUUCUCUACGAACAUUUCUUCCGCUCGGUAGAGGAAGAAGAUUUAGCUACUUGCCUGAAAUGGCAUUACUUGAAUUGUUGCAAAAACUAAAUCGCAUUAGGGUCUUCUCUUUGAAUGGCUAUCAAAUUGUUAGUUUGCCAGAAUCAAUUGGAAAUUUGAGACAUCUGCGAUAUCUGGAUUUAUCCUACACUUCAAUCAGAAAUUUACCUGAAUCAACAGGUACCCUCUAUAAUUUACAAACAUUGCUGUUGAUCGGUUGCCAAUCUCUGAUUGAGUUGCCUACGAACAUGGGAAAACUAUUGAACUUGCAAUAUCUUGAUGCUAGUCAAAGUGGGUUAAUGAAGAUGCCACAUGGAAUUGGAAGAUUGAUAAAACUUCAAAGGUUAUCUAAUUUCAUCAUAGGAAAGAAUAAUGAGACUGGGAUUAGGGAACUGAGAGACUUAUCACUUCUCCAGGGAAGCCUUAUAAUUUCAGGGCUGCAAAAUGUUCUUGAUCCUUUGGAAGCCAUUGAAGCCAGAUUUGAAAAAAAGCAUUACCUGUCGGCCUUGGUGUUAGAAUGGAGUAGAGAUAUUCAUACCUUAGCAAAGGGGGGUUCUGCAGAGAAGCUGUUAAACAUUCUACUAUCAAACAUGAAGUUGAAAGAUUUGAUGGUUAGAUACUAUAGUGGUAAAAUCCUUUUGGAGCCAGCUUCUGGCUUUGUUGCAUUGGAAAAGCUGACUAUUGAGGAGUGUGAUAAGCUGACUUCUGUACAAAGGCUUCAAUCAACUGGCAUCUUUGAAAAGGAAACUUCCUUGUUCCCUUGUCUUCAUGAACUUUCAAUCAAACACUGCCCCAAGUUGAGAAAUUUACCUAAACACCUUCCUUCCUUGGUACAGCUUAAGAUAACAGGAUGCAUGGAGUUGGUUGAGCUUUUUCCAGAGAAAGGAGAAGAGAUGCAAUGCCUCACAGAAAUUUCAAUACAGAAAUGUCCGAAGUUAAGAAAAUUGCCUACCAAACUUCCUUCCCUUGUCCAACUUAAUAUCGAUGGAUGUUUACAGUUGCAUGCUCUUCCAACGUGUUCAUUGAUUCGUAACCUAAGACUGCAAGAAUGCAAUGAGAUGUUGCUAAGAAAGGCCGUUGGUCUCCAUUCACUUACCUCGCUUUAUCUUUGCAAAAUUCAGAAACUGAGAUGUUUGCCUAAAGGUGCUUUGGAACAGUUAAUGAUGCUUGAAGAUUUAGAAAUACAUUCUUGUGAUUUGCUUAGGCUUUCAUCUGAUGAGGUCAGUUUGCAAAAUCUUGUUUCUCUUAGAAGAUUGGCCAUUUCUGAUUGUCCACAAAUGGAGCAUUUUCCAUGCCAACUGCAUACCCUCACAACUCUCAAGAAAAUGGAGAUUUGGGCUUGCCCUCGUCUUAGGCUUUCUACAAAUACAAGGUUGCCAUCAUUGAUUCAAGAUAUCUGGAUUAGUUGUGAUGCAAAGUCAUUGCCUUUAGAGAUGAUAUGUUGCUCGUCCCUUGAAAGAUUAAGUGUUUGGAAUUCUCAUUGCCUCACAUCCCUUCCAGGAUGCAAGUUGUCAAGCUCAUUAAAAAUGCUUACGAUCAGGAUGUGCUCAAAGUUAGAGUUCUUACCUAAGGAAAUGAUGCAUUGCAACAGUUCUCUUGAAUCCUUGUUGAUCGAGUCUUGUGAAUCUCUUCAAUCUCUUGGUUUACAAGCCUUCACACCCGACACUGCCACCAGUCUUAAAGAACUUAAAGUUAUUGGUUGUGGGAAUUUGAAAUCUUUUCCUGAGGGUCUACAUAAUCUCACUUCACUUUGUUCAUUGACCAUUAUAUCUUGUCCUGGUCUUGUGUCCUUCCCAGAUGGGGGGUUCCCUGUAGCCAACUUGAGAAAGAUUCAAAUCAGCCAAUGCUAUGAGCUGAGGUCACUGCCGGUGCAUGGUGUUUCUUCACUUCAGGACCUAACUAUGAGAAGAUGUCCGAAUCUCUAUUCAUUUCCUGAAGGACCACUGCCAGCUAAGCUUGAACGUCUUUUGAUUGAUAGUUGUGGAAAUCUCAACAGCAUUUCUCGAUGGGGGUUUGAAAGACUCGCAUGCCUCAAGAAUCUUAGCUUUAUUGGUUGUUCUACUGAUCGUGAGGUCUUUAUGGAAGGGUUUCUUCCCUCCACUCUUGUCACUCUUUCAAUUAAAAACUUGCCAACAUUGAAGGUUUUUGACAAGGGACUACAGCAUCUCAACUCUUUGAAGUAUCUGAGAAUUGUGAGAUGCCAUAGUCUAUCAGCCUUGCCAGAGGAGAUGCUGCCUGCUAAUCUUUGCUUCCUUCAAAUUGUGGAAUGUCCUAGUGUGAAAAGGCAUUACGAAAUUAACAAAAGGAAUGGCAUACAGCAAUAUUCUCGCAUCUCGUGCUUAUGUUGGGAGGAAGAUUUCUAG
Molecule: messenger RNA, 4062 nt
Organism: Hevea brasiliensis (rubber tree)
Lineage: Eukaryota; Viridiplantae; Streptophyta; Magnoliopsida; Malpighiales; Euphorbiaceae
Product: putative disease resistance protein At3g14460
Exons: 1
Coding region: 1-4062 (1353 amino acids)
Biological process (GO): defense response to other organism
Molecular function (GO): ADP binding
Source: RefSeq, a predicted model, not a curated record